AUCUCUACAUAUUUAUUUGGGUCCCUUUCCCAUCUUCUGUUUAUUUUUCUAUUUUUGGUUUCAUUCUCAAAUUAUUGCAUUUCCUUUUUUCUCUCAGAGAAAAUAAAUUGCAACUCAUUCUCUUUCUUUCUCACUUUAUUUUCCCGAGAAAAUAAUUAAAAAAUGAAACUUGAAUUUGAGUUUCUCAGUCAUGAAUGGAAAUCUUUUGUUAUUUUGAAUGUUUUUCAAAAAACAUAACUAGUUCGGAGGCGGUUGUAUUUAAUUAAGACCUGCCCAUAUUUUAAUGCCAAUGAGCCAAGCGUGUGGAGACUGUAAACCCUCAGAGAGAGAGAGAGAGUGAGAGUCGCCCACAUUUGCAUAGUGAAUGGGCAAAAUCCCGGCUUUCUCGCUUGAGUGCGGAGUAGAGGGGAGAAAAGUGUUGUGGGUAUCUUUACCCUUUUGAGUUUUGAUAAUCUGUUUCUCUUAAUCUUCAAAUUUCCUACUUUGCUGCUGCUGUACUGUUGAAGAAGGGGAAAAAGGUUUUUUUUUUUCUUUGAUUUCCCCCUUUUUUUAUGUUCUUUUGGAAUUGAAGAGAUGCUUUGUCUUAAAGCAGAAGUCCUCGAUGACCACGACCUUAACAGUAGCAGUAUUUCUACUAACAGUAACAAUGGUGGCGGUGGUGGGUUCGGGUUUAUUCUCCCAAUGAAUCUGGGAAGUUCCAUUCAUAAGUAUUUAUGGAGGAAUGGUAGGUUUUCUAAUCGAUCUGUUUCUUCUGGAGAUGGGUAUCCUCCUUCAAUUUCUGAUUUUGAGGAUAUUAAAACCCCGGAAAAAAGAAGUGGACAGUUGAAAUUUGGAAAUAUGUCUCUUUACAAAUGCCAGCUUGAGGAAGAUGUAAAAAAGUUGCAAGAGCAAUUGCAAGAAGAAAUUGAAUUGCGCCUAGCUCUAGCAAGUGCUGUUGAACACUCUGAUUCAUCCAUCUCUAGUUCGCCUUGUCAGCUUCCAGAUAAGCAGGCCCAAGAGCUUUUGGAUAGCAUAGCUAUUCUGGAGAUCACUGUAUCAAAGCUUGAACAAGAAGCAAUUGCCUUGCAAUAUCAGCUUAGUCAGGAGAAAAAUGAGCGCCAUCUUGCUGAAUGGCGUUUAAGGCGUUUGGCCUGUCGAACAUCACCACCAUUGGAUUCCUCACAUACUUGUUUAACAGAAUUGAUUAGGAGACCUUCCUGCGGAGAUAAUGUAGAAGGGAAAGUGGAGGAUAAGCCCCCCUGGGAUGAUGCAAACAAGCUAAACAGGGUUCAUUUUGUUGAGAAACUUUGGCACUAUCCUAAUCGGCUUUCUGAAGAAAUGGUCUGGUGCAUGAGAGAUAUUUUUGUCUUCUUAGCAGAUUCUUCCAAGCCGUCUUCUUCUGAAUGCAUGGCUUCACCCUCUUCACCUCAGGGGCACCUCUCUUACUCUUCUUUGGCAUCUUUCUCUGAAUCGCCCACAAUGAAUUCGUAUAGGAAGAGUCCGUCUGUUGACAUGGAACAAGGUUCUGAGGUCUCUCCAAGAUAUUGUAAAAUUGACCCAUAUAUUAUUCCCGGUAAGGUAGAUUGGAUACAAGGCAUUGGAGCUUACAGUACAGCAGUUGAGGUCUCGUGGUUGUCUGUUGGGAAGAAGGAACUUGAGUAUGCUUCUGGGGCUCUCAAAAGAUUUAGGUUGCUUGUUGAGCAGUUAGCUGAAGUUGACCCAUCUUGCCUGAGUUGCACUGAGAAGCUAGCAUUCUGGAUUAAUGUGUACAAUGCUUUGAUCAUGCAUGCCUUUCUAGCAUAUGGAGUUCCAAGAAGUGAUAUUAAAUUAUUUUCCUUAAUGCAAAAGGCUGCUUACACCAUUGGUGGGCACACAUUCAGUGCCGCUGACAUUGAGUUCGUGAUUCUGAGGAUGAAACCACCGGCUCAUCGGCCGCAAAUUGCCUUGCUACUUGCUCUUCAAAAAUUUAAGGUAUCUGAGGACCAGAAGUUUUCCAUUGAUCUACCUGAGCCUCUGCUGGCUUUUGCUCUGAGUUGUGGGAUGCAUUCUUCCCCUGCAGUGCGAAUUUUCAAGCCUGAAAACGUGACCGAGUUGCUGAAAACUUCAUUGAAGGAUUAUGUUCAAGCGUCUGUUGGUAUAAGCAGUAAGGGUAAACUAUUGGUGCCAAAAUUGUUGUAUUGUUUCGCCAAAGGCAUAGUAGAUGACUUGCAGCUGCCUGAGUGGAUUUGUCAGUUCCUGAACCCAGAGCAAGCUUCCAUGGUUAAAGACAUUUCAUCUAAACACAAGUGGAGGCUACUUGGUGCUCGAAGUUUCUCGGUCAUACCUUUCGAUUCAAGGUUCCGCUUUCUCUUCAUAUUAUAGCAAGUGGAUGAAAGUUUUGAAAGUUGUCUUCAGCAUGCAAUCCAUGGAAAUGUGGGGUCAAGCUUGUUACCAGUUGAUCAAUUUCCCUUGAUAGACAGGAGGUUUGCCACACACAAGAUUUCAUAAAAGAUGCUCAUUCACUGCUCUUAAAAAGUGAAUUUUAUGAAAAGAAAUUUAUUGUAUAGUCAUACAUUCCACCAAUAAAUAUUCUAUCCUUAAUUUUACAGUCUAUAGUUGAGUAGGAUCUGUAUCAGAACUUGGUUGAAUUGUGUUUCAAGCAUGAUCAUAGCGCAUGCAAGUUUUGUAAGAUAAAAAGUUAUCCUGUGCAUCUUUUAAGAAUCUGAUUGCUCAUAAA
This is a messenger RNA of Manihot esculenta (cassava), 2695 nucleotides long. RefSeq lists its product as uncharacterized. Bases 574 to 2340 code for a protein of 588 amino acids. The transcript is spliced from 11 exons. The record is from RefSeq and is a predicted model, not a curated record. Lineage: Eukaryota; Viridiplantae; Streptophyta; Magnoliopsida; Malpighiales; Euphorbiaceae.